Molecule: messenger RNA, 735 nt
Organism: Parascedosporium putredinis
Lineage: Eukaryota; Fungi; Ascomycota; Sordariomycetes; Microascales; Microascaceae
Source: the annotation of a GenBank genome assembly
AUGUAUCAACCACAGUACGGUGUACCUCAGCAGCCCAUGCACUAUGGCAUGCCCCAGAUCCAAGCUGCGGCGAUGGCUGCGACCGCCGCGGCAUCAGGCUCGAAUUACCCCUACAUGUCCUCGGACCCUGGUCUCCCGCAGCGGUCACCCACGAUGGGCGCAAACGCGAAAGGCGAUAAGCGUGGGCCAAGAUCACCGACGCAAUUAAAUACCGUCUCGCAGAUGGGCGGACAGCGCCAGAUGGGCCAGGUAGCAAGCCCUGGCGUUCCCGGACCGCAGGCGAUGAUGGCUCAUGCGAUGCAACACCCGCAAUCACCGGAAAUGGCGACGGGGCCGGUUGAGGAGUCUCCCCUCUACGUCAACGCGAAGCAGUUUCAUAGGAUCUUGAAGAGGCGUGUUGCGCGCCAGAAGCUCGAGGAACAACUGCGCUUGACCUCCAAGGGCCGCAAGCCCUAUCUCCACGAAUCUAGACAUAACCACGCUAUGCGUCGACCUAGAGGACCAGGUGGUCGGUUCCUGACCGCCGAUGAAGUUGCGGCGAUGGAAAGAGAAAAGAAGGACGGCCCCGGUGGCGAAUCGAAGGAGAACGAGCCCGGUGAUGGCAGCUCCAACGCGGCGGACUCGACAACGUCUCCAUCGAGCGGAUCAAAGCGCAAGUCGACGAUUAACACAAACUCGCCGAACAAGAAGUUGAAGACGGAUGCUCAGCAAGGGGGCGGCGGACAGGAAGCGUAA